Messenger RNA from Anneissia japonica, 1321 nucleotides. RefSeq lists its product as uncharacterized. Gene Ontology annotation, molecular function: protein binding. The record is from RefSeq and is a predicted model, not a curated record. The annotation marks the transcript as partial. Lineage: Eukaryota; Metazoa; Echinodermata; Crinoidea; Comatulida; Comatulidae. The transcript has 5 exons. Gene Ontology annotation, biological process: regulation of apoptotic process.
CGAAAAUCAACGUCGUCAAUCGGUCGGGAGACAAUCUUCGUUCCCGGGAGGCGCCAGAAGCAGGACUAGGACUAGGCUAAUUUACUUUACAGCGGGGACAGGUGGUGUUAGGCCUAGUACAGAAAACGAAUAUAUAUUCAACUAAAGGGUGAGCUAAAAUGUGAUGCCGCAAUUCAUACAAGGCUUGUGGAGGUUGGGUACUGAGGCAGAGUUGGGGGGGGGGGAUGAAAUCUAUCAGCUAAGUCACCUAGAGUGUGAAAGUUUGUGAAGCUUAACAUUUGGAGUAAUAGUGUGCUGUGUAGUCCAUUGCUGUGAAAAGUAGUAGAACAUUCAAGAAAGAUGAAGGAUUCAGACUUCUUGUCGAUGUUGGUGCAACUCUCUGAGGCAAUCAGCAAGAAAGGUGAAAAGUAUGUAGACCUGUUGAGGGUUCUGUACAGAGAUCUUGCAAAUGUUAAAUCAGAUUUGGCGAAGGCUAAUUGUGCAUUUGAUUUAUUUCAAUUGCUAAAUGCAACUGGCAUUUUGAAGCCAACAGACAUUUCAGUUUUGUUUGAAACAAUUGAACUAACCGGAUUGAAAUUUUUGGAAGAGAUAAUCAAGAGAUAUGAGACAUAUCCUGAUGAAGUGAAGAUCACUCGAUUUACACCACAUCGUCAACAGGUUGUUGCUCUGGGAAAAGACUUUUCAGUUAAAGAUCUCCAGAAGGUUUGUCAGUUGUACGAAGGCAAUUUUUCUAGUCCAUGGAAACUGAUUCAACAUCUUGAAGAUACGUCUGUUUUAACCGAAAAUAGUAUGUCUUCAUUUCUUCAACGUUUGAAUGAGAAUAAAGUAAAGGAAUGUACAGAUUUUAAUCAACUACUUGUCAGAAUAUCCGAUGCAAUCAGCGAGGAAGGUGAAAAGUAUGUAGACAUGUUGAGGGUUCUGUACAGAGAUCUUGCAGAGUUCAAAGUAGACUUGGAGGAAGCUAAAUCUGCAUUUGAUUUAUUCCAAAUACUAAGAGUUGCUAACGUUUUGAAAGCAACAGACAUUUCAGUUUUAUUUGAAACGAUUGAAGUAACUGGAUUAAGGUAUUUGGAGGAGAUAGUUAGGGUGUACAACACAUAUCCAGCUGAAGUGAAGAUUACUCGAUUUUCAGCACAUCGUCAACAUCUUGUUGCUCUUGGAAAAGACCUUUCUAGGAGAGCUGUUCAAAAUAUUGGUCGGGUGUACAAAGUUCCAGAUGAUUUCUGUUCUAAUCCAUGGAAACUAAUCACAUUUCUUGAAAGUGAGGGUAUUGUUUCAGAAGAUAAACUGUCAUCGUUUCUCACGAAUUUGAAAGGAGUUG